GCGGAAGCGGUGACAUUUCAACCAUGCUCAAACGCGCCGAGCCAGGACCGAUACGUCGUGCAAGAAUGGGCGAUCGGUGAUACAGGGGCUCCAUGGAAGUUCGCCGGCGUGUUCGAUGGACACAUUGGGGAAGCGACUGCCGAACGUAUUGUGGAGGUGCUCCCUGGUCUCGUCCGCGAGUCUCUCGAGAAACUGCCACUGUCCAACCCUCCGGGCGAUAACGUUCCGGCUGUCUCGGAUCUGUUGGUGAAAGCGAUACGUGACUUUGACGAGUCGCUCCUGCAAGACUUUCUGGGCAUAUUCCCUGGCGGGAUAGAGGAAGCUACUAACAUGACGGACGAUGAGCUCAAGGCUAGGAUGGACGAAGGCGACAACCGAGCGAGGUUCGACCGAGCCAUGUCCGGGACGACCGUCCUCGUCUCUUUGCUUGAUCCUUCCGGUUCCAACCUUUGGAUCGCCAGUCUCGGAGAUUGCCAUGCCGUCCUCGGGACUCAGACGGAGUCUUCGGAAUGGCAACUACAAGUCUUGAGCGGAGACCACAACGGCAACAAUCUGGAAGAGGCCACGCGCAUCCGCCUCGAACAUCCUGGUGAACGCGAGUGCGUAAUGGAUACCAAGUGGGGUACUAGGGUCCUCGGUGCCAUCGCCGUCACCCGAGCUGUGGGUGAUUACCACUUCAAGCUACCGCUGGCCUGGAUCGAGAUAUGGCAUCGUGUCAAGGGCAACAUCAACUUCAGCAUUACAACUGCCGACGCUUGGAAAGCCCGCAUCCUCACCCCUCCGUACGUGUCCAACACCGCAGAUGUUCUUCACAUCCAGCUCGAUCCCCUCUCGGGCAACCACAAGCGGUUUUUGAUCAUGAGCUCGGACGGGUUAUAUGACUUGCGGCCAGAGGAAGAGAAAGAGAGGCCGGUGACGACGUACGCGCUGGAGUGGCUGAAGGCCGCCGCGAAAGCGCAGGACUCGAAGGCGAACCUCGCAAUGGAGGUGUUACGGCAGGGCCUCGGGGGCGAGCACGAAGGGAAGGUAUCGGCGAUGCUGACGCUCGAAAAUAAGAAUCGGUGGACGGAUGAUAUCACGAUCAUCGUCAGGCCGUUGUAG
Messenger RNA from Punctularia strigosozonata HHB-11173 SS5, 1101 nucleotides. RefSeq names its product protein serine/threonine phosphatase 2C. Lineage: Eukaryota; Fungi; Basidiomycota; Agaricomycetes; Corticiales; Punctulariaceae. The annotation marks the transcript as partial. The record is from RefSeq and is a predicted model, not a curated record. Gene Ontology annotation, biological process: protein dephosphorylation. The transcript is spliced from 4 exons. Gene Ontology annotation, molecular function: protein serine/threonine phosphatase activity.